Molecule: messenger RNA, 1256 nt
Organism: Triticum aestivum (bread wheat)
Lineage: Eukaryota; Viridiplantae; Streptophyta; Magnoliopsida; Poales; Poaceae
Product: 1-(5-phosphoribosyl)-5-[(5-phosphoribosylamino)methylideneamino] imidazole-4-carboxamide isomerase, chloroplastic
Exons: 8
Coding region: 125-1048 (307 amino acids)
Biological process (GO): L-histidine biosynthetic process; L-tryptophan biosynthetic process
Cellular component (GO): cytoplasm
Molecular function (GO): 1-(5-phosphoribosyl)-5-[(5-phosphoribosylamino)methylideneamino]imidazole-4-carboxamide isomerase activity
Source: RefSeq, a predicted model, not a curated record
CGUCAGCGUAAGACACUCGGUGCUCCUUCUGGGUUUGGUCUCUCUGACCCGUUUCCUCUGCUCUCGCCGUUGGAACUCGACGGAAAAACCCUACCCCGCCGUCGCCCCAUCGUCGAACUUCCCGAUGGCGUCGAGAUGCGCGGCGAGGCUUCCACACCCGCCGUGCGCGGCGCCGCACCACGGUUGGGCGAGCUCGCGGGUCUCGGCACGCCCGGCGCAAUCCGGCGCGUCAAGAGGGCGUGCCGUCGUGUGCGCCGUCAGCUUCAGGCCAUGUAUCGACAUUCACAAGGGGAAAGUUAAACAGAUUGUUGGCUCUACUCUCCGGGAUGCAUCGGACGAUGGCACGGCACUAGUGACAAACUUUGAAUCAGACAAGUCUCCAGCAGAAUUUGCAAAUAUUUAUAAAGAGGAUGGACUUGUUGGUGGACAUGUAAUAAUGCUUGGCGGAGACCCUGCAAGCCGUUCUGCUGCCCUGGAAGCACUACAUGCAUAUCCUGGUGGUUUGCAAGUUGGAGGUGGAAUAAAUUUGGAGAAUGCAAUGUCAUACCUUAAUGAAGGAGCAAGUCACGUGAUUGUAACUUCUUAUGUGUUUAGUGAUGGCAAAAUGAACAUUGAAAGGCUGACGCAACUUGUCGAGCUUGUUGGGAAAGAAAGGCUUAUUUUGGACCUGAGUUGUCGAAAAAAGGAUGGCAGAUAUGCCAUUGUGACUGACAGAUGGCAGAAGUUCAGUGAUGUCUUUGUGGAUGGGCCAACAUUAGAACGUCUUGCUGCAUAUGCAGAUGAGUUUUUGGUUCAUGGAGUUGAUGUGGAGGGCAAAAGGUUAGGAAUUGAUGAGGAACUCGUGGAGCUACUGGGAAGUCAUUCACCUAUCCCGACAACAUACGCCGGGGGCGUGUCAACGAUGGACGACCUGGAGAGGAUCAAGAAAGCAGGCAAGAGCCGAGUCGAUGUCACUGUCGGGAGCGCCCUAGACAUAUUUGGGGGAGAUUUGCCGUACGAUGAUGUUGUCCGUUGGCACAAGGAGCAAAACCUGGUUAGCAAACGGUGAAGAAAUCAGAUGUACACUUUGACCAAUACGGUCAGGUUAUAGGGCUUGUUUGCUGGACAGUGUGGCGCUGACAGUUUGUGUCUUGUGUGACUUCCAAAGCUGAAGCAGAGGUGUCAACCUCGGUGUGGUAGAGGACCACUCGGUAUUCAGAUACUGUACUUUACAUUCUGUUUGUAUUGUAAUGAUAAUAAAGAGAGGCUGGACUGCA